Messenger RNA from Pantherophis guttatus, 2128 nucleotides. RefSeq lists its product as uncharacterized. The record is from RefSeq and is a predicted model, not a curated record. Lineage: Eukaryota; Metazoa; Chordata; Lepidosauria; Squamata; Colubridae. Gene Ontology annotation, cellular component: membrane.
CCCUGUUUAUUCACUGCCACAUUUUCCCACACCAGACAAACCUUAUCCUACAGCAAUAAGGAACUGUCAUUUCUGAGGGCAGGGCAAUUCUACUAUAAAGUAAACCAUCCAUUUGAAGCCCAUCUCCAGAUGUUUCAGUCCAUGGGAGAAGGACGCUAGCAAAGCAAGAAGAGUCUGGAUUAGAAAGUGCAACCAAGGCAAAAGAAAAAAGAUCAGCAGGACUUGGGGGAGCAUCUCAAAAGAAGAAGAAGAAUCUGCUGAGAAGCAAGCAGAGACAUUGCAGAACUUCAAGGAAGGAGAGGAGAGGAGAUCAGGCUGCAAAAUGAGCAAUCCAGAGAACGGGAAGACAUCUCAAAUGAACGAAUCCUUUCAUCCUGGACAACAGCCUGAUCCGAUGAAAUCAGCUAUGAAUCCACCUCCAGCAGUGUAUGGGACAUCUCCCUCCAUGCCAUACCAGUAUCAACCUUAUGCUGGACAUCCCGGUGCCAUACAUAUGCAGCCUGAACAGACCAUCCUGAUGUCAAAUGUACAGUCUGUCAAUGAACCAGAUUAUUUGGGCUACUCCAUCUUCACCCUCCUUUGCUGUUGCCUCCCCUUGGGCAUAGUUGCUUUGAUUUACUCUAUAAAGACUCAAGGGGCCAAUCAACAGAGAGACAUCGCGUCUGCUAAGAGAUAUUCCAGACGGGCACUAACCUUGGAUCACGCUGCGCUUGGAUUGGGGAUUGCAUGGAUCGUUCUGGCUAUUAUUUUGGUCAUUGUUUUCAGGACCGUAGCUGUGGACCCAGUAGUAUCAGUUCAUCAGGGCAACUUUGGAAACAUUGGAAAUUACAAUCCCUGAAGACACCAUAUUAUCUUAAAUGAUUUCUGUUCUUAAUACACGGAAGGGAAGUCAGAAAUCUAAAAUAAAACCAUUGUCUUUGAAUUAAUGUAAAUAUAAAUCAUGUAAGUAGGGAUGCGGUGACUCAGUGGCUAAGACACUGAGCUUGUCGAUCGAAAGGUCGGCAGUUCAGCGGUUCAAAUCCCUAGUGCCGCGUAACGGGGUGAGCUCUCGUUACUUGUCCCAUCUUCUGCCAACCUAGCAGUUCGAAAGCACGUAAAAAAUGCAAGUAGAAAAAUAGGGACCACCUUUGGUGGGAAGGUAACAGCGUUCCGUGCGCCUUUGGCAUUUAAUCAUGUUGGCCACAUGACCAUGGAGACGUCUUCAGACAGCGCUGGCUCUUUGGUUUGAAAUGGAGAUAAGCACCUCCCCCUAGAGUCGGGAAUGACUAGCACAUAUAUGUGCGAGGGGAACCUUUACCUUUACCUUUAAAUCAUGUAAAACUCUUAGUACAGAAUCUAACCAUAGGCCGGUCCUUCAGACCUCCCACUAGUACACACGCUUUGCUCGCCACACCUAACAACUAGCCCAUAAUACACUGGAGACAACAUUGGGCAGUCUGAAACCCUAUUAAUCGAUUAUUCUGAUUCUUAUCGACCCCCAGAUUGAAACAAUAGCUUGGGAAAAGGUAAAUGAAUCAGUUUUGAGGCCACAUGUGAAGCAUUGGCUCAUUUGGAGGUAAAAACUGUUUAUAUUGAAAUACACAUAAUCAGUUCUAAAUCUCAUUCAUAUGAAAUGGAUGCAAUGCACUAGACGUGAGAACGGAAAUCCCGAUUUGUUGGAAACCUACCAUCAGGAUAUUCUUCAUAUUUUCUCUGGGACAAUCUUACAGAAGACAUUAUCUUCUUCAUUAUCUACAUUACAUAUAAAAUCCAGUGUUGUCAUAAAUUAAAAGUGAACAGAGCUUCAUGUAGCUUUCCAUCUCCUGACACACAUUUAACUCCAACUUGUAAAGUUCAAUGAUCAUAGGAAUUUAGCGAUCAUAGGAAUAUCUCUGUCUCACCUUUCUGUACAAUUGAUUUUAUUGUCACAUUGCUCUUAUUGUUGGAAAUUAUUACAUAUUAUCCAAUUAGCAUCUGCCCUUCUGGAAUUUGAUAACCUUAUUCUGUGUACUGCAUUGAUAUAAUACAAAGUGGUACUUUAUUAAAUGCAUGAAGUGUGAUUUUGUGAAGAUUUUUUGUUUGUUUGUUUAAGCUUAUGUAAAUUUAUACUAUAAACUUAUGUGAAAUAAAUGCUACUUUGUGUUCUGGC